CAAAUUGCCAAUUCAUACUCAAUUGUACCGACCUAUGAAUUUCCCAGCGAUGCCCGCGUGACUUCUUGUCCUCAGCAAGGACAUAGCUGCUCGCUAUGGCUUUGCCGCUUAUGUUAUUUUCAUGAUGGUGUAAGCGUAGGGAUUUUAGGUUAGGCAACUUGGCAUUUUAUCGUUUCGGGCGUGCGGACACCGCAGCUUACGCGUGGUAAAAUGGGUGAGAAUAUUUCAGUGCAACCAGUUUCGCUGAGGAGGGCUGUGCUGGCGAAGUCACCUACACCGCGUGAGAUGUCCACUCUCUUGAACAAUAAAUGCUAUCGCGCAUGGAGUGAAGCCUCUACUAUGCUCAUAUCCACGACUAUUAAGGAGGGCGAGCACGAAGGCGAGGAGGAUGACAUGCUGAUGAGCUCCUGCAGCAAUGCCGGCCAUGAGCCUUCCCGGUUCAGUUCUCACGACCUUGGCAGCGAUGAUGCAAUCGACGUCCCGCACGACCGCGACCAUAGGGUUUCGCAGGUCGCAUCUGGCGCAAUGGCUUCGGUCGCCGCUGCUACCUCCAAGCUCUUCUGCCGCCUUCUACACCAUCACAACAGUAACGUUCAUCAACACACCUCCUGCGCUUCCACACCACGUCGUGCCACCGAACCCUCCGCCGGAACCCUAGAGGCAGUGGAAUCCUACCCAGCACGUUGGCAAUGUGUCUCCAGCACCUCCCUGUCCUCACGUCGUUUAAGCUCAAAGGCAGCCCGUCGUGAUUCCAUGAAGCGCCUUGCAAGUCACAGCAGCCCAGUGUGCUGCGGUGAGGGCUGCGAUCCUAACCCCCAGCAGGCGCCUCCGCAGCCUCGCGGUCACCUAGUGCGGCUCAUGGAUGACGAAGAUGCCUUCAUGGCCACACAUGCUUUGGAGCUGGCAGCUCAAAUCCACGAUCAGUUAUGGGGCCGCGGAGCGCAAAGCGCGCAUCUUGACCCACAUCGCCGGGAGAUGCUGCUGCGUGCCGUACGCCCCUUGUACGACGAAGCAAUGGCUGCCGUACGUGCCAUUCAGCACCGCGCCCUGCAUUCGCUAGUGAAACAGGCUGUACAACAGUACGUCAAUCCGCAGUUGGGCUCACCAGACGACGUGCUGCGAAUUAUCCUGGAGCUUCUGACGGGCUGCGGCACCUUUGCGGCGCCAGCGGGGCCGGGUGGCGGCAGUGGCAGCAGCGGGCACCGCAAUGACGGCUCCCUUAGCGGCGGGGCGCGCUGCAAUAGCGGUGGCGGCAGCGGCAACAACAACAAAGGACCUGCAGCGCAGGGAGGCGCUGGGUCUCUGCCUAGGGGCCAUGUUGGGAGUGGCAGCAGCGGUGGUGGUUGCUGCAGUUGUGACGGUGAGGAGUCUCCCGGCGGGGGAUCUGGGCCGAGUGGCAGCAGCAGCGGUAGCGGCAGCAGCAGUGGCAGCAGCAGCAGCCGCUUGCGGCCCGGAAGCGGAGGUAGCGCUAAGCGCUUGCUGCAGGCUUUCGGCAUCUUCAAGUCUUGAAUGUUGUCAUUUUGGCUAGCUACCCCAUACGGGUAGGAUCGGGUUUUGUUGGCACAUGGCUCGUGACCAGUUCCGACUCGCGGCCAGUUUUGUUCACGUAUGUUUGUUGUUUAAGUGAAUGACCGUUUCAAUGGUUCUCUAAAAGGGAACACGGGUGUUGUUAAUUUUGGGGUCGCCCUCCUUAUGUACUUCAAUGGGCGGUGGACUACCAUUACCCUAGUAUGCGUGCCUCGUAUCCUUGGGACCCAUAAUAACAGGACUACUACAGGUGCUUCAUGAAAAGCCGUACGGGGCGCUUCUUGUAUAAGCUAAGUAGCACUAAAAAGCGGAUGGGAUGGGUGAUGAUGAGGCGCACGCGCGCGUUUUGUGUUGCUUGUAUGGCUGUUUUCAUCGGCCUCGGUGUUAGUUUGGGCGAACUGGCAUUCUCGUCGCCUGUUGUAGGCGCAGGACUGCUGUGUAGUAGUAUGUGGAGAAGUGUGGCGCAGAUGCAAGGCCGCCCUGAUGCGGCUUCUGGGCGGUCACCCCUGAAACAUUCCUUUAGCGGGAUCUUGUCGCAGUCGUUCCUUCGGCUGUCACUCCGUUUAGUACGUUGCCCGGCCGCUGUUCGUGCCUUUGCAACGGACCCGCCUUCCCGGCGGACACCUUGCGCAGCAGUGGCCUGUGCCACAAAACACCCUUUAUCCUCUGAAAAGCGAGCCGUAUCGUGGUAUAUGGCUACCGUGUCAUUAUGUAUGGCUAUGGUGAAUUGUUGUGACCGAGUUUGGCCGUAUUCGUGUGGCAUGCUAAUGCUGUCCGGUGUUAACUUGUUCACGGUGGGUAAGCCCCGCCAACACUGCUCACCUAACCUCCCAAGGAGGACUGUACCUAGUCACAUGUCACAUGGAACGUGUUGGCGACUGCGUAAGCGAGCCCAUGUCACUCACUCAGGUAUACGGCUGGUGUGUCGAAGCGUGUCCUUGACGGAUGCGGCUGGCUAUUGCCUGAUUUGGUUAACGCAAGGUUUGUUUGUGUGUACCGUCUGUUCCUCUCUGCUCUUCUUUCGUGAUAUCCGAUAUGCGGAAGCACUGGGGUGUUUCUUUCCUGUAAAGGGGCUUGGUUGAGGCCAUGUUUUUGGUCGUAUCGUUGUGGCUUUUGGCUGGUGGCAACAUAACAAGAUUGCAAGGUCGGGAGUGUUUCCUGCUGUGGUGGACCGUGGGGUGGGGUGUCGCCAUGCGAGUACCCACUUGUUGGUCUGCAUGGUCUGGUGCAAUGUGUUUGACCGCAAUCGAGUUGGUGUGGCGGGGGGCUCGUGCGAGUCGGCGGCUGCUUUUCUUUCAUUCUUGGUCUUUCCUCUGCCUUCAGGAGUGAGUGACAGGGAAUGCAAGUAUCGUGGCUGUGGCUUUGGGCAACUCGUCGUGCUUGUUAAGAGGGAUGAGGGUCAGCAUGUGCCUGCAUUGUCUAGGGGGUGUUGUCGCGUGUUUUGAGUUGAUUGGGGCGGUAAGCUAGCACAUCCUGCCGCAUACUGCGUACUUGCGUGUCUGACGAUGCCAGAGACGAACAUCCCGGAGGGAGUGGUCUCUCUUUUUAUUAAUUGCUUUCUUAUUGACCCAUGGGUCCCAUCACCGCUUCUGUAUCUUUACGGUUGCCAGAUGGGCCCGUUAGGCCUGCCACCAACACGUGGGUGCGUCCAAGGGAUGUGCGUUUGUGAAGCUAGUGAGAUGCGUCUUGAAUGUGCGCCAAAGCUGCUGGUUAGAUGCCCCUAGUACUAGGGUUUGUGAGGGGACCAUGAAAGAACGGGGCGUGCGGUGGCAAUCGGUAGGCAAGUGGCAGCUUCUCCCGAUGUUGGUGAAGAUACCUAUGUGGGCUAGCGCAUGCGGCAGUCUGUGGCCAAUUGGCUGCUUGCCCAUGCAUAACGCGCUUCCAACGUCAUGUUUGGUCGGUGUUUGCCGCGCGGGUAGGAUUGCCUCUGCAGCAGGGUGUCUCCGUUUGUCAGUUUGUAGGUCGUUGACAUGGCGUUGUGCUGUGGUCUGAUGGCCAGGCCUGGAGCAUGGGACAACGUUAGACCUACAGCGGCAACUUGGGCCAUGUUGGGUGUAUGAUGAAGAAAGGCAGGGGGGCGAGAGGAAAUGUGGUGGCGGGGCAGCGGGAAAAAGAAGAAUGGGGCAAUGGGUGGGGUGGGUGGCGAGGCCUGCUGCUGCAGCUCGGGCUGUUUUUUUGCUGUAUUGUCACCUCCCAUGUUGCCAUGUAUCGGUAUGCGAGUUGGCGGCGUUCUGCGGUAAAACAGUGUGUGUAGUUGUGUGUAUGUGUGUGUGUUGUGGUGGUCUGGUCGCUGUACUUGUGCUGAGUAUUUCAGCUGUGACUGAGCGGAGGAGCAGUGUGCUCCUUGGUUGAGGCACGAAACUGGCGUUCUUGAGGGGCGUUGUUGACAAACCAUACCAGCGAUUUUUGGUGCUUUAUUCCACUGCUGGCGUUAGUUGUUGACCCCCUGGACAUGUUCUGUUGACGAUGACUUUUUGUGUGGCGUUGUGUUAGUUACCGUAAGCAUAGCUGGAUCCUAAUACUGGUAACACUGCUGAGCUUCUGCGACGCUUCAGUUGCGAAGGAAAACUAAACCCUUUUGAACGCUACCCUUGCUUCUGUUGCAUGUGUGCAGACCCCCUUCGAGUGAGAGCAUGUCUGCAUGCGGCAGAGUGGGGGCGCUGCGAGCCCUGCAGCUGCGGCCCUUGGCGGCUUGCAUCCUGCUUGAAUGGUCUGUGAAGUUGUCGUGGCUUGUGUACUUUUGAAGAGGCUGGAGGUUGUGGGUGAAGGGGAUUUGACCUCUUUGGCUUGGCUGUCACGGCUGGUGGGGAGGUUCUACUGUUUUUUGUGACGUCAUAACUUCCGACAUUGCAGCUUAUUAACCGAGAGGCUGUUGACAUGGAGCAAGCUGAUUUGUUCGCUCGCCUAGACGCCGUGGUCAACGACAUGCAAUGCCCGCUCUACCGUGGAACGUUAUCACAAGAUCGGAUGGCGGCCAUGGACGCACACGCGCGCGCCUGCCCCACAUCUGCAACCCGCUCCAUAGCCGACCUCGCGACCUACCUGGCCUCAGCAGCAAGGAGCCCCGAGGAGAAGGUCCGCGCCAUCUGCUUCUGGCUGCACCUCAACGUGCGAUACGACACAGAAGCCUACUUCGGCGGAACCGUCCGAAGCAUGACUGCCGAUGAUGUACUGCGAGACAGGUGUACGGUAUGCCAUGGCUUCUCGCGGCUCAUGGCAGCGCUGUGCAAGGCUUGUAACGUGGAGUGCAAAGUGAUCUCCGGUUACGUGAAGGGCGUGGGCUACACCCGAAAUCUUUCCGGUACGACGGUCACAGCCUCCUCAGGCAUCAAGUAUGAAGCCAACCACAAUUGGAACGCGGUUAAGUUGUACGUCCCUUCGAGGCGCAAGGAGCGCUGGCAUCUUGUGGAUCCGACCUGGUGCGCCGGCUACACCAACGGUACGACAUGGAUUCAGGAAUGGGGCCGGCAGUACUACAUGGCAGAUCCGCUAGCCUUUGCGCAGUCGCACUUUCCGGAGAACCUUGCCUGGACGCUGCUACCAGAGGAUUACCGACCCACUUGGCACACGUUCGUAAAGGUCGCAAGGUUGCGGUUUCCAGUUUGCUGGGAGUUGGGCGUGCUGCCCAUUUCGCACAAGCAGCUGCUGUUACAAGACGCGUCAACAUCGGAUGAAGGGCUUCGGAUCGUGUUUAAAGUGAAGAAGGGAACUCACAUGUUGGCGAAAAUCGACGACAGCAACCAGCAGAUUUACCCAGCAACCCUGUCAGGCGUCAACGAGCAGCAGUACGGCAACAAGAACAGCGAUCUGCUUGCCUUUUAUAUCAAGGACGUCGCAGUUGCCUGUAAUGGCACGGAUGCAUGCAAAGUGUUGAAGUUCUUUGCUUCUCAUCAAGAGUACGGCACGUAUGCCUGGGUUACGGAGUAUGUGAUUGCUUAACAUUGCUUGAGUAUUUAUUUAAUGUAUGUCGAUGAUAGUUUUUAAAACGGCUGCAGUACACCACGGACAGCGUUGUUUCUGUUCCCGGCAAGCAGCAUGUUGCGUACUGCGGGAGCAGGAUCUGUACGAUGCUAUCGGCUGCAGUACGCCGCUGUGGAACUGGGUGGCAGUGGUGGAAGUGUGACGAAACCAGCGAUGCAGGUGGGAUUAUGGGUAGCAAUCCUCCUCCGCCUCCUUCAAGGCCUCCCCGUAACACGGGCUAAUUCGGCAAUUUGGCUUGGCUAAUUCGGG
This is a messenger RNA of Astrephomene gubernaculifera, 5757 nucleotides long. The record is from the annotation of a GenBank genome assembly. Lineage: Eukaryota; Viridiplantae; Chlorophyta; Chlorophyceae; Chlamydomonadales; Astrephomenaceae.